Messenger RNA from Saccostrea cuccullata (small rock oyster), 1001 nucleotides. RefSeq lists its product as uncharacterized. The coding region runs from base 76 to 867 and encodes 263 amino acids. Lineage: Eukaryota; Metazoa; Mollusca; Bivalvia; Ostreida; Ostreidae. The record is from RefSeq and is a predicted model, not a curated record. The transcript is spliced from 2 exons.
UUUGCUAAUGUACACUUUCCAUUCAUUUUCCUCGGAAAGGUGGAUAACUGUAAGAAUUCUUUUUCUAGAUCUAGGAUGGAGGUAGCUAAGAAUUUGACAUUCAUGUUUCAUCCCUUGGAAACAAAUGAUGAGAAAGAACCCAAGAAAAUUCAAGAAAUAAUACAAAACAUACCGGAGAGAAACACUGUUUCAGUUCUUGCCAAAGUCAUUGCAGUCAAGCAAGAAAGUGUUCAGGAAGUAAGGAAGGUUCUACUAAAGAAAAAGGAAAUAACAAUAGCUGAUGAAACAUCAAUGAUCUCCCUCACACUGUGGGAUACUCUGGUAGAUGAUCCAAAUAUCAGCCUCAAUGCAGUCAUCUUCUUUCGAAAUAUUUCUACAAGGCUAUUCUCCAAUGUGAAAUCCCUGACCACAACCAAAGAUACAACAUACGAGUUAACUGAAAAUCAAACGGCUUUCCAGGGAGUAGAUGAAAACACAUACAUCACAGAAUCCAAAACUGCAACUGUUGAAGGAGAAGUUGUCAACAUUCUGAUCAAAAAAACCAACCACUGCUUAUCCUGCAAUAGGAAAAUGCUCGAAACUGAAACUAAAUCACAGUUCAUCAAAUGUGCUGGGUGUAACAUGAAGUUUAAAGUUUCUGCUAUGGACACUACCCUCACAUCUACUUUCCAAAUCAAAACAAAUGAAAAUACCAUCAAACUAAAUGCGUACAAUGCAACUCUGAUGCAUUUCCUAAUCUCAGUCCAGAAAGAACAUCUCAAAAAUGACCCAGAUGAACUGGAAAACUUUCUGCUGCUCUUGCCAAGGGUCAAAGUUGAAUAUGCCAAAGGGGAAAAUGUUGUCUCGAAAAUAAGUGUUUUGACCUAGCUCAAACACCAUACAAACAUUGAUUUGCAGAAGAGUUGUUUAAAAUGUAGUUUUUUUUUGUAGAUCAUGUUAAGCCAUUUUAAAGAAUAUUUUUGUUUGAUAUACUCCAUAUCCCACAUUUUUCAAAGUAAGUA